Gymnodraco acuticeps is the source of this 8608-nucleotide messenger RNA. It is a transcript of the gene cpeb3, whose product is annotated as cytoplasmic polyadenylation element binding protein 3. Gene Ontology annotation, biological process: negative regulation of cytoplasmic translation. The transcript is spliced from 11 exons. The record is from RefSeq and is a predicted model, not a curated record. The coding region runs from base 386 to 2407 and encodes 673 amino acids. Lineage: Eukaryota; Metazoa; Chordata; Actinopteri; Perciformes; Bathydraconidae. Gene Ontology annotation, cellular component: nucleus; neuron projection; synapse. Gene Ontology annotation, molecular function: mRNA regulatory element binding translation repressor activity; ribosome binding; mRNA 3'-UTR binding.
AGGUUACUAGGUUAAAUUAUCUUUGUCAUCGUGUUAAAAAUAGCAUAGCAUAAGACUGACAUGUUUUAAUUGUAAUGGUAACAUGAGAUAUAUUUGCGGUAUAAUAAAGCGGCUCAGGUGCGUCAUUUCCCACUGCAUAAAAAGCGGCGAAGUGUGCCAUUUGGUUGAAGUCGGUGUAUUUUAUUAUAACAGCUCUGUGGUCGCGUGUGUCGAAGUGCCUGGGUCACCAUGCCUUAUUUGAAGGACAGCUGUAUUAACUGACGUAUGUAAAUGAAUAUAGGGGGAGGUCCUUGGGUGAAAAACACACACACUGAAUGAGUUUGCAACUCCGGAGUUCCUGCGUGGAAGGAAAAAACGAGACGUGGCGAAAUCUGCUCAGCAAACCAUGCAGGAUGAUUUACUGAUGGACAAAAACAAAGCCCAGCCUCACCAUCAGCAAGACCCGACGCAAGUAGACCCUCCUCCCUCAACCCCGACCCCGUCAUCGGAGCCCACUUCUUCUUCAUCGGAGUCGGAGAGCCCGUCUUCGGCUUCAGCGCUGAACAGCAGGGACAAGAUGCCGAUGGAGUCGCCGAUCCUGCCCGGGUUGAGCUAUCACCACCAGCCGCAGUCUGAGACCUGCGGCCCCCUGUCCUCCCCGUCCUCCUCGUACGGGAGCACUUGGUCCACGGGAACCACUAACUCCGCCGUGGACGACAGCUUUUUCCAGGGAAUACCCUCGGUGAACGGGACGAUGCUUUUCCAGAACUUCCCCCAUCAUGUCAACCCGGUGUUCGGGGGGAAUUUCUCCCCGCAGAUGGGUCUGGCUCCCCAGUCCCAGCAGCACCAACAGCAAGCCCAGCAGCAGCAGCAGCAGCAGCAGCAGCCCCCCCAGCAGAGGAGAUCCCCUGUCAGCCCCAACCAAGGCCCCUUCCCCCAGAGAAACGCUUAUCAGACCAUUAUGAAUAACAGCAAAGUGUCGUCGUCCUCUUCUGGUUCGUCGUCCGCUUGGAAUAAUCACCAAAACGCGGCUUGGAGCACAGCCUCCAACCCGUGGAGCGGGCUGCAGGCGGGCAGGGACCCGCGCAGAGCGGUGGGUGUCGGGGUUGGAGUCGGAGUCGGUGUCGGGGUGCCCUCUCCCCUGAACCCCAUCUCCCCCAUGAAAAAGCCCUAUAGCAGCAACGUUAUAGCACCACCCAAGUUCCCAAGACCCGGUCCCCUCACCCCAAAGCCUUGGAUGGAGGACAGCGCCUUCAGGACUGACAACAGCAACAACAUACUGCCUUUCCAGGACCGGAAUCGGCCCUUUGAUGCUUUUAGCUUGCACUCUUUGGAGAAUUCCUUAAUGGAUAUGAUAAGGACUGACCAUGACAAAGGUAAACCACACCCUGCCGGUGGCCCACCAAUGACUAUCGCUGAUAUUAUAUGGAGGAAUCAUUUUGCAGGACGCAUGGGCCUGAACUUCCAUCAUCCUGGAGCAGAGCACAUCAUGCCACUGAAUACCCGGAGCUAUGGCCGCAGAAGAGGCCGUUCCUGUCUUUUUCCCUUUGAAGAUGGUUUCCUGGACGACGGUCACGGUGACCCCUCUUUGACCCCGGGCCUGAACUCGCCGACCCGCUGCCAGAACGGAGAGAGGAUGGAGCGCUACUCCAGGAAGGUCUUUGUCGGAGGCCUCCCCCCUGACAUAGAUGAAGAUGAGAUCACCAACAGUUUCCGUCGCUAUGGGCACCUGGUGGUGGACUGGCCCCACAAAGCGGAGAGCAAGUCCUACUUCCCACCUAAAGGCUAUGCCUUCCUGCUCUUCCAGGAAGAGACUUCUGUCCAGGCCUUGAUCGACGCCUGCAUCGAGGAGGACGGCAAGCUGUACCUGUGUGUGUCCAGUCCCACCAUCAAAGACAAACCGGUCCAGAUCCGUCCCUGGAACCUGAGCGACAGCGACUUUGUCAUGGACGGCUCCCAGCCUCUGGACCCCCGCAAAACCAUCUUUGUGGGGGGGGUGCCGCGGCCCCUUCGUGCCGUGGAGCUGGCUAUGAUCAUGGACCGGCUGUACGGAGGUGUUUGCUACGCUGGCAUCGACACUGACCCGGAGCUCAAAUAUCCAAAGGGCGCGGGGCGUGUGGCCUUCUCCAAUCAGCAGAGCUACAUCGCCGCCAUCAGCGCUCGCUUCGUUCAGCUGCAGCACAAUGACAUCGACAAAAGGGUGGAGGUGAAGCCGUACGUCUUGGACGACCAGAUGUGUGAUGAGUGCCAGGGGGCUCGCUGUGGGGGGAAGUUCGCCCCCUUCUUCUGUGCCAACGUCACCUGCCUGCAGUACUACUGCGAGUACUGCUGGGCCAGCAUCCACUCACGAGCCGGACGAGAGUUUCACAAGCCACUGGUGAAGGAGGGAGGCGACCGCCCCCGACACGUGUCCUUCCGCUGGAGCUGAGGGGGGGUAUACCAGUCAGCCCUGCCCCGGUGAACCCACACUCAACCCCGACAGGCAGCGCUGCAACACCCCCCCCCACACACACACACACACACACACACACACACACACACACACACACACACACACACACACACACACACACACACACACACACACACACACACACACACCUCCACCCUACUCCACCCCACUCCCCCACAAACAUGAAAAAAGUAAACGGAUACCAUCUAACCCAUGGGACUGUCUUCAUACCACACGGCUUCGAACUCAUUGUCUACCGCUCCGAUUAAGCAUUGUCGGGGAAUGAAAUGCGAAAGUCUAUCAACUUAGAAUUGAACUUGCACAACAUCUCACUAAACACACACACACACACACACACACACACACACACACACACACACACACACACACACACACACAGGAUGGUAUGUUAGACACCAGGCUACUUUCAGUUGCCCGCUGUUUGGAGCAGUUGGUGUGGUACGUCCUCCUCACCGAGACGUGAGGUAGACCUUACAAAUAUUUAAAAAAAGUAUAUAUUUUUUGUUUUGUACCUAUCUAUACAUAUAUAGAUAAUUUAAAUUGUAUGUAAAAGGAGCAUGCACUUAUUUUGAAAAGCUGUAGUUAUAUUGCCCCUACUUAAAAAAAAAAUUACCAAAGGCAAAUGAAAUGAAUGCAUACAGAAAAGCUGAAAAGGUGGCGUAAGAUGUAGCAAAGCAGCUAUCCAGUAGUGUGGGCCCAUAUUGCCCAGAGUAAAAAUAACACGGCUAUAUUCGCAAUCAAUUUUGACUCUGAGAAUAUUAAUACCUCAUAUGCGCAAUCAGAUUAGUUUGCUUUUGAUUUCUAGGUCUUUAUUUUUAUAAUAACAUCAUUUUUUAGUGUUAUGUAAAUGUAAUGCUACAAUAGCUUUGCUGCUAAAUCCAUGGUAUAAACGGAUACCAUAAGUACUUUAUUCAGGCUAAAAUAAUGAGAUCAAGAGAAGAUCCUGGUGUUGUAAAAUGACGAGCUGUCACCGGGGGAGGGGGCGCCCCUGUGAAACGAUGGUUACCUUUGUGGGGGGGGUCGGGGGUGGGUCGCCCCUAACUGCAUGUUUAUUUCAAUCAGGUUGCUGCAUGCAAUAGACUUGUCAGUAUCAUGUCUACUAUUCGAUUCUGCCCAUGUUUGCACAACACACUAUAGGCGUACAUUCAAACCGCAGGAAUCUGGACAGAAAGUCAGGAAGUCGUGAUUGGAGGAGUCAUGACGACUCCGCGUCGCUAAACGUGCUAACGGAAGAAAGCGCCUUUACGAACAGGCAGUGAACACAUCCAGAUGACAGGGAGGCAAAAAAAACAACCUUAAUAAUCACAAAUCAAACUAAAUGUAGGAUUACCAUUUAAAACUGUCUAUGAUAGGUGAAGUAACUUUUUGCAGUGAUUGUUGAUAUAAUUGUGCAAUUUUUUAUACCGUAUGUAGUUAGGUCUGAGUAUGCCUAGAACUGUGAUUCGCUUUAACUGUCGUCAAUGUCCGACAUAGAAGUCCUGUGAAACUUCAUAACUAGUGUAUGCACACGUAUAUAUGUUCUCUUGUACACACACUUGCACCAGUAUACAUGGAAGCCUCUUGACACUCAUAAACAAACACACACACACACACCCACAUGGACGGCUGUCUUUCUUACGCACACAAACAGGCCUAUGAUUCCACAGUCUGAUCUGAAGAGAAGACAAUGUGAGCUUAAAUUGAGAACUGAGAUCUUUCUUUGAUUUGUUCCGUCGUCAACACAAAAAACAACCCACGCUAAUGUCUCGGAACGCAACCAAAGAGCUCACGUGUUUUAACGGACGCCAAACACGCAGAGCCAACUGCAGCUCGUAAUGGCUGAAGAGGCAGUCGAUUAGAUGAGGAAAGAGGGCAGUUGGAAGAAGAAUGGGGGGGGGGGGUUAACAGUCAAACAUUAAGCUACUGGAGACUUGAGGCUGAUAAACCGAGCUAUGCACAGGCUCUCACCACAUGGCUGGGGAGGGUACAGGGGAAUAAUAGAGUGCUGCAGGAAUCCUAAAACACCCGAAAAUUAGUCAGCAUUUCGCCCUUUUGCCGGUUCCCUUUUCUCUAAGUCAAUGGGUUGUUUUAAUAGGUUUUGUUAGACGCCUGAAAUAAGGUAUGUGGUUGACACAAGCUAAAGAGGCUUAAAAGUUAAGUUAAACAACAUAAAAUACGUCCGGAUAUACCCCACUCACUUUGAAGGUUUAACGCAUCUUAAAAAAGGUGGUUGCUAACGGCGGUUAGCUCAACGGUGAUGACCUUGAAGUUGUGACUAACUUUUUACAUCUAUCUUCAAAAAUCACAUAUGUGGUAUUCAUUUGUUUGAUUCUCCCGAUUCCGUUUGUUUGAGCUGAUAUAUUCUACAGUUAUCCAAAAUCCUAUUUGAAGAUCCCUUUGAUUUUUUCCAAGGGAACCAGGGCGAUGCUAACUUCCGGGUUGGCUUACAGAAAUACGUUAUCCCUGCACCACUCUAUUGUUAAAACGUGCCGAUGUGCAACCAUAUUUAUCAAGAUUUUUUUUUCCUGCAAAGCUUGAAGUAAUGGACCUGCUUAAAAAAAGGUGGACAUAUAUUUCUCUUAGUUUAAAUUAAAAGGUUAUGGUUCGCAGUUCAGACAAGAUGGAGGGGUGGGCGUGGGCUGCCGAAGACAAGGCGGCUCCUUUUUAGGGUUAGGGGCUGAGGGGGGGCCAAGUUACACUGGUUUUAGCCGUUUUUUGGACAAUCCGAACGGGAUCUUACAUCAUUGCAAGUAAAUGUGUCGUCCCUUCUUUUUGUCCGUGAGUUGUGAUUGUCCCGUGUCGGCAGCCCGUAGUCCCUUUCCUCUUUCUCGUUUCAGUCGCAAACUGUUUUGUUUUUUUUGCUUUAGGAAAGAGGUUUUUGUUGUCUAAGCAAAAUGAUUGAAACAAAGCAGAAGAUACUUUUUUUACUGAUAUAAAAAAAGACUUAAAAAAGAAGAGGCUAACCACAAGUAAUAAUAAGUAUCCCUAUGAAAGUGAAUUCUGGGUGUUUUUGUGAUAUUUCUUUCCCUACCCAGACAGGUUUUCUAUGUUUGUUCCUUCUCUAUGAUAGAUAUUUGUUAUGCACUACUCUUUGUAUCGGAACAGUUUUCAACGGUCAGCAGUUCUUUUUGUUAAGAGACAAAAAAAAGAAGAUGAUAAAGCGUGCUUUAUGACUGACAAGAUCUUUUGCAAUACCUCAAUUUUGAAAUAUAUUAGGAGAGAAACUGAUAUUUUCUAAGUAAGUUUAUUCAGAUGAAAAAAUAUAUAUUAAUUUAAUUCUUAAAGAGACAAUGAUUUAACAGAUGGUUGAUUUUUACUUUAUCAUGCUUAUUUGCUUUUAUUUUAAGAAUUUAUUUUUUUGAAAAGACAACAACUGAAGGAGCUAGAGCUUUAUAACUAAUAUAAUAAUGUAGUAAGUGAGAGUGCAGUGAGCGUGAGUGUCCCACUGGUCGAAUUGGUCGAAACAUCAGAGAUAAGCUCUUUAGGAAAGAAAAUAAACUAUCAGGUGCUCAGAGAUAAAACUGAACAUGUUUCCCACGUUUUUGUAUAUUUAUAAUCAAUCAUUUACUAUGCUGACCAGAGUUGUGAAAGAGAUCUUCUGUUCAUUAUUUUUUUAAGAGAAGUUUUUUAUGUUUCCUAAAAGUAUGUGCUCCCUUUUGUUUUGUAAAAAAGCAACAUGACGCUGAUUAGGUAGCCUAACGUCGUUGGGAGAAACAUAAAAAGAGACUUGUGAGAGUCACACAGCUGGAGGUAGAGAGGCGAGAAUGUUAUUUUUAAACACAGACAGACACACGUGUUUUCACCUGUAACUUGAUCGAAAGCCCCCGAGGUGCAUCAAUUGACUGGUGGCCUUCUAUUCACGCAAGACUUGAAUUAAUCCCAUUUUAAGGCUAAGAACCUUGAUUCUUUGUUGUAAUGUGCAAUACUGUUUGUACUGUUUGUAGAAAAGAAGAAAACAAGAAAAAGAGGCAUAAAUCUUUAUUGCAGAAUUAUUUUCAUUGCAAGCAUUGUGAUUCACUAAAAUCAUUUUCUACUGUGUAUUUACCUACUCUACCUGCUAGUACCUUCCAGUAGUAAUGUAGCCUUUGUACUGAGAAAUUUUCAUUAUUUUUAGAAAGUUUUGCUAAAAAAGAAAAGAAUUUAAACAUAUUUACAUAUUUUCCUUUUUAUUUCGUAUUGCUUUCUUUACAGACUUAUUUCUCAACCAUUAUUUCUGGGGGAGACUUUCAUAUCUGGUCAAUGUCAUUAAUAUUAUUUUGUAUUUUUACUUGGAAUAAAUUAAUUUUAUGAUGCUAAUUCUUUAAAAGUUUAUUUUUUUCGUUUGUUCACCUUUUUCAUUUUUUUAAAGCUGAAAAAAAAGUUUGUAAUAUUGUUACUAAAGUGUCUCGAUUCUUGAAAUGCUAAGCUUUAUGUGUUAACUCACUGAUGUUGCUUACAUUAGUGUGAAACUGAUCCAUGGAGAAAAGAAAAAGAAACUCUUCACAAACAGCAGACUGGUGGUUGGUGAUGUUUAAGUGAUUUGCAAUGUAUACAAAUGAAUGGGCAAUAAAAUAAAAAUGGCAGAAUGGAGCAUACAUGCAGUAUGUUGUGAUGUAAUUGUGGAAGAUGGACAACAACACUGACAAUUGACAUUGCUUCUGCUAUUCCCAAACUACUACUACUACUACUACAACUAUUACAAUUACUACUGCUGCAACUAUUACCACUAACUACAAUAACUCCUCCUCACUUCGUGCAGUGGAGGGCAACAUUUCCUCACAUAUGAAAUAUUCUCUUCUUAGUAGUUGGUUCAGUCCCUGCAUUGUGCACUGGUGUGAUUGUAUUUAAGUAUGAAUGUAAAUGUCGAGAUUCACUGUGUAAUAUACAAAUGUUUGGGAAAGGCAUGUGUAACUGUAGAAUCUUAAUUAUUCAUAGGAGAGAUUGGUCUUAAGUGUUUUUGUCUUACCCAACUUUUGAUUAUGGCGGUCUACUUUGUAUUUCAAAAUUCGCUUUUGCUCUCCUUAAAAAAUAAUAGUUUGACCUUUUUGUGAGUUAAUUUGUCUUCUUGCCAAGAUAAAGAGUUGAAAACGGAUACCUUACGAUACAUAAAGAGCUGCACAUUUUUAGCUUAGCCUAGCAUUAUCACUCUGCUAAAAAACUAUAGCUCAUAGUUAAGUGUAAACGUAUUUACAUGUUGUACUUAUUGUUGUUUGAGCACAGAUGACAUGUUUUGACGCCUUAAAGCCUUGUCUUGAGCUUUUAAGGUAGGCUAUAGAAGGAUUUAUUAGCUAAGUAGGCUAGCAUAGCAUAGGUACUGGAGGCCAAUGAUGUGCUUAACAGCACCUCUAAAGCUAUUCUUGUUUGGAAGCAGUGAAGUGCUUCAAAAUAAACUAAUGUAUCAUUUUAAAUGAAAAAAAGCGUUGUUUCGUAUGAAUGUAUCAAAUAAGCUUUUAACAAAGGCAGGAUAGUUUCAACAAUCUACAUGCUAGGCUAAGCUAACGAACAUCAGGCUAAAAAUUCACAAGACUUCAAACAAAUCCCAAAAUGUCAAACAUGUUUUUUAUUACUUUCUUUCCUGUCCUCAAAAAAGAGACUUCAGUGCUCAUGUGAGAAUGUUAUUUCUGUCUGGCCUUGUCUACCAGUUUAUAGGCUACAGCUGAAGCUAAAACCAAGCACCCCCACCCCAUGUUUUUCACUUCUCAUCUCUUUGUCCUGGCCUUUUAUUUAAGUGUGUGUGUGCAAAUGAAAUAGACCGCGAGUUGGGUGAUUUUAAAUAUUCCUCUAUAGAUAUACGUAUGUAUUUCAUGUAACUAGACUUUGGUAGCGUACUGUAUAUUCACUUCUGCUUCACGGGCGUUCUCUGGGUAGGUAAACACUGUCGGUCUCGUCAUGUUGUGAUCUCAAAAUAGAUGAAGAAAAAAAAUGUGCUUUCUUCCCCACAAACAUCCCACUACUUUUUAAAUGUUUUUUUUUUUUUAUAAGACAUCUGUGCUUGGACACUGGUUCUAUCUUCGCGAGGCUUUUGAGAUUGUUGACUUGGUCUGAACUUUUUGCAGUAUAACUGUGAUUUGAAAACAUGGAGCUUAAUGCUGCUAAUGCUUACUACUGCUUCAGAGUUUGUAUUUCCCACCUUAAUUUUUCCUUUUUUCUGUACUAAUAAGCAAAUCUUAUUAAACGUAGUUGUAUGAUGCUGUGAAA